AUGUCCGAGUCACCUGGACCCAGAAAUGGACGAAUGAAUAACAGCGUAGGGGACCAGCCUGCUGUCAAGGUUCGCAAGGCUGCCGCCUGUCAGGGUGUAAUGCGAUCCGAGCCAAAAAAAAAAAAAAAGAUAAUGGUUCAGCCACGUCCUCAGCAGAAGUUCGCCGUUCUUGAACUCUACUGCAUCUUGGCCUGGUUGGAAUUGAAUGCGGAGAGCCCUGCCGGAGAGCAGCUCACGGGAAGGAACCGAGACACAAAAAUAUGUGAGGGAUAA
Molecule: messenger RNA, 273 nt
Organism: Penicillium soppii
Lineage: Eukaryota; Fungi; Ascomycota; Eurotiomycetes; Eurotiales; Aspergillaceae
Exons: 1
Coding region: 1-273 (90 amino acids)
Source: RefSeq, a predicted model, not a curated record